GACUUGGAAAAACCAAGUCUUCUUACUCUUUGUUACACCAACUUUGUCAAUACUACAUCUUCACAUGGCUCUGUGCCUCCGUUAAAUAAUAAAUAAAUAAAUAAUCCGAGCUUGUCCCCCAGUUAUACUAACAUACCAUGGUGAUGAACUUCAAUAUUCUCAUAUUUCUUCUAGUACUAUGUGGCAAUAUCUUCUUGAUUUUCAGCCAAGUUAUUACUACUCCCCUUCAAUAUAUCUGCCCAAACACAACUUCUUACAGUCCCAACAGCACUUACAACUCUAAUCUCAAAGUUCUCCUAUCAUCUUUGUCCUCUAAUGCUUCUAGGCCUAGUGGAUUUUACAACUCAACAGCUGGUCACACGGGUUCUGAUGUAGCUUAUGGCCUGUUUUUAUGCAAAGGAGAUCUUUCCCCUGACGUUUGUCAAAAUUGUGUGUCAAGAGCUAUUAAAGAUAUCUUGGAAAGAUGUCCAAAAAGAAAAAUUGCUGUCAUUUGUUACGACGAAUGCUUGUUGCGUUACUCGAAUCGAUCCAUCUUUGCCACAGAGGAUGUAUCAGUUGUAAAAACUUUGUACAACGAUCAAAAUGUUAGUGAACCGAAGAGGUUCUUGCCACUACUCGGAAACACGAUGGAUGAAAUAGCAACUGUGGCUGCAAAGGAAAAUGAUCGUUCAGGGAAAAAGUUUGCUACUAAAGAAGCCAAUUUUUCGUCACUUGAGAGAGUUUAUUCACUUGCGCAGUGCACUCCGGAUCUCUCUGAAUUUUCUUGUUAUACUUGCCUGAGAUUUGCGAUUGAAAAUUUACAGAGUAAUGGCUGGAAAGGCGGUAGGGUUAUCUUACCGAGCUGUAAUAUUCGUUAUGAGAUGUACCCUUUUUAUAACAUUACUGCUGUCGCGCCACCACCUCCACCACCAGUUCUCCGUUCUCCUCCUCCUUCUUCAAUGUCCAAUUCGACAAGCAACGAUAGAGGAAAAAGGGGAAUUGCAUCUGGAGCAAUCAUUUCCAUAGUUGUUCCAAUUGCUGUUUCAAUUCUACUGUUCAUUUUUGGUUUUUGUUGGAUAAGAAGUAGAGCUUCGCAAGAACUCAAUGUAGUAGAAGAGAUCAUAGAUGCAGAUGAGAUUUCAACAGUUAAAUCCUUGCAAUAUCACUUGAACACUAUUCGAGCUGCCACGACAAACUUCUCUACUGACAACAGAAUUGGUGAAGGUGGAUUUGGUGCUGUUUACAAGGGUAUACUUCCUGAUGGGCAAGAUAUAGCUGUGAAGAGGCUAUCAGGAAGCUCAGCGCAAGGUAGAGAGGAAUUUAAGAACGAGAUCGUAUUGAUCGCGAAGCUUCAACACAGAAAUUUAGUGAGACUAUUGGGAUACUGCUUUGAAGGAGACGAAAAUAUACUUGUCUAUGAAUUUGUCCCCAACAAAAGCCUUGACUAUUUCUUAUUUGAUCCUGAAAAGCAACAACUACUGGAUUGGUCGAGACGUUACAAGAUUAUAGGAGGGAUUGCGCGUGGACUACUUUACCUUCACGAGGAUUCUCGUCUAAGAAUUAUACACCGUGAUCUCAAAGAAAGCAACAUACUAUUGGAUGCAGAAAUGAAUCCCAAAAUAUCAGAUUUUGGAAUGGCAAGACUAUUUGGUGAUCAAACUUCAGAAAUUACAAGCAGGAUUGUUGGGACUUACGGUUAUAUGGCACCGGAGUAUGCUAUGCGUGGACAAUACUCUGUUAAAUCUGAUGUUUUCAGCUUUGGUGUUCUACUCCUGGAGAUCAUAAGUGGAAAGAAGAAUAGUUCAUUUUACCAAUCAGAUGGUGCUGAAGACCUUCUUAGCUAUGUUUGGAAGCAUUGGAGGGACGGCACGCCAUUGAAUAUAAUGGAUCCAACAUUUGGAGAAUUAUACUCAAAAAAUGAAGUCGUACAGUGUAUACAUAUUGGACUGUUAUGUGUUCAAGAAGAUGCUAAUGAAAGACCUACAAUGGCAUCUGUGGUGCUCAUGCUUAGUAGUUAUUCUGUUACCAUGCCAGCGCCUCAACAACCUGCAUUCUUUUUUCAUAGUCGAUCAGAUGAUACCAAAGGGCUAAAAUCAGAUCAAUCUACAAGCAAGUCAAUUCCAUUGUCCGUGAAUGACGUAUCCAUUACAGAAUUGGAGCCAAGAUAGAUGGAUACAAUGAUGGAGUUUAAGUUUACCAUCUAGUGGGAACACCUACUGAUACGGGUCAACUUAACCUGAUGGUGUAAGAAAUUUAUAGAUGUCUUAUAUUCUAUAUGUAAUAUAGAGGAAUAAGGUGAUUGAAUGAGACUAGGUAAGAGGGUUAUAUUCCUAAUUUCCCAUGCAAUUGGAAUUAGUUCAUGAUCCAUUUAUUAAGUAUUUCAUUCAACAAACAGUAGUAGGCAUUGAAGAUUUAAAUUCUAUUGGAUGGUUUGCCGGUGGCAAAUCUAUCUAAAUCUACAUCAAUGAAAACAUAUAUUUAGAAGUGUUAUCACUGCUUCGCUCA
Lycium ferocissimum is the source of this 2484-nucleotide messenger RNA. RefSeq names its product cysteine-rich receptor-like protein kinase 10. Gene Ontology annotation, biological process: protein phosphorylation. NCBI's taxonomy places the organism in Eukaryota, Viridiplantae, Streptophyta, Magnoliopsida, Solanales, Solanaceae. The record is from RefSeq and is a predicted model, not a curated record. Gene Ontology annotation, molecular function: ATP binding; protein kinase activity.